Molecule: messenger RNA, 7388 nt
Organism: Frankliniella occidentalis (western flower thrips)
Lineage: Eukaryota; Metazoa; Arthropoda; Insecta; Thysanoptera; Thripidae
Product: tyrosine-protein phosphatase Lar-like
Exons: 24
Coding region: 279-6530 (2083 amino acids)
Biological process (GO): protein dephosphorylation
Molecular function (GO): protein binding; protein tyrosine phosphatase activity
Source: RefSeq, a predicted model, not a curated record
GGCAGGGCGCCGAGAGGGAAGCAGGCCCACCCCCAGCGCGGCGCGAGCGGACAGCGAGGCGAGCCGAGCGGAGCCGAGCGCAGCCGGCGGCGAGCGAGCGAGCGGUGUGUCGGCGACCCGACACCACCGGCCCGGGCCCCGGGCCGUCUGCAUCUCGAUAGUCGGCUGGACAGCGAGCGGACGCCGCCCGGACCAGGCCGAGCGGAAGCAAGCCGGCCGGCGAGGAGGACAGCGGCAGGCUCAGGAUAUCUCCCCGUCAGGAUGCUGGGAAAGUAAAAAUGAGACUGUCGCUCCUGCUGCUGGUGCUGCCACUCCUGCUGCUCCUGGGCUGCCAUGGCAAUCUCAACACAGGCGCAGGUGUCUUCAAGUUCAUCAAGUACCUGAACCACCCGCCCGAGAUCACCGUCCGGCCCAAGCCCCAGGUGGUGCGCGCCGGCGGCGUGGCCUACUUCGUGUGCGCGGCGCGCGGCGACCCGCCGCCGGUCAUCCGCUGGCGGCGGCGCGCGCGCGGCAGCUCGGCGGCGGUGGCGGCGGCGGCGCUCGCGGAGCGCGCCAAGGUGCUGCGCCUGCCCGGCCUGCCCGGCGUGCCCGGCGGCGGCGCGGGGGCGGCUGCGGGGGCGGCCGCGGCCUCGGAGGGCGGCGCGCGCCUGCUGCGCAUCCAGAACGUGCAGCCCAGGGACGCGGCCGCCUUCAUCUGCGUGGCCGAGAACAGCGCGGGCGACGCCGUCAGCGCCGAGGCGCAGCUCACAGUUCUCGACGGUAAGACGCCGGUGCCGGGCUUCCCCAUGGUGUCGCCGUCCGUGGCCGACUCGCUCACGUCGCGGGUGGUGGAGGCGGGCCACUCGGCCGUGCUGCCGUGCUCCGCGACGGGCGUGCCCGCGCCCACCAUCACCUGGCUCAAGGACGGCGUGCCGCUGGCGGCCACGCCCGCCCCGCCCGCGCUGCACGGCGCCCCCGAGCGCCGCGUGUUCAUCAUCAGCUCGGCCUCCUCGGGCUCGUCCGGCUCGCUCAACGUGUCCGCCGCCAAGGAGUCCGACAUGGGCCGCUACGAGUGCGUGGCGGAGAACAAGGUCGGCUCGCAGUUUAGCGCGCCGAUACAGCUCUACGUCAAAGUGCGCCGAAUACAGCCGUCAUUCACCUUGCCGGCGACCGCUGACAUAGAGGUGCCGAUGGGCGGCUCGGCCAACCUGUCGUGCGCCGCCACAGGGUCGCCGAUGCCGCGGGUGCGCUGGAGGCCGUCCAAGGAGGACGCGAUGCUGUCGGAUAUGCCGCUAAGCGACCAGCCCCAGGACGACCAGGAUGACGAGGACGAAGAAGUCAACGAGCUGAUGCUGGUGCCGGAGCAGGUGGAUGUCCCCGGAGAGGACGACGACGACGACACUGAGAACAACAGCCACACGAACAAGAACCGCGAGGAUGCCGCCAAGGGCGAUUAUGGGAGUGCGCACAUCCACCUGCACAACAUCAAGGAGUCCGUCAACUACACCUGCGUUGCCUCCUCAUCGCUCGGGGUCAUACACAGCACCACCAGGAUCAAAGUCCAGACCCUGCCCGGCGCGCCCACUGACCUGCGCGCCACCGACAUCUCCUCCACCAACGUGAAGCUGGAGUGGCGCGCGCCCGCGGACGGCCCGGGCGAGUACGUGCUGCAGUACCGGAGCAAGGGCUCGGCCGACGGCGCGGCGCACGCGGCGGCCGGCGCGCUGUUCCAGGAGGUCAAGGGCGUCAGCACCGUGUACUACGCCCUGCGCAGCCUGGCGCCGGGUACCAAGUAUGAGGCGCGCGUCAUCGGCGUCAACACCCUGGGCAGGGGGCCGCCGUCGGACCCCGGAUUCUUUACGACCCUGCACGCCGAGGACUCGCCGUUCAACGCUACUUACAAGGACCCCGAGGCCCCGCGCGGGCUGCAGGUGCGGCCGCUCAGCUCCACCACGCUGCUCAUGCAGUGGGAGGAGCCCCUGACGCCCAAGGGGCUGAUGACGGGCUACCGCAUCUACUACACGACGCAGCAGCUGCUCCCACUGCCGCAGUGGAGCCAGCAGGUGGUGGACGACUCGCGCUUGUCCACCGUGUCGGGCCUCACCCCGCACCAGGUGUACUACGUGCGCGUGCAGGCGCUCACCGCCGUGGGCGCUGGCUCCGCCUCCAUGCCCGCCCUCGUCAAGACGCAGCAAGGCGUGCCCGGCUCACCAACAAACUUCAACCUGACGGAGGUCUCGACGUCCUGGGCGCGACUGGAGUGGUCGCCGCCGUUCCCGCUCGCAGAGCACAUCGUGAGCUACGAGGUGUACUGGAACGACACCUACACCAGGGGUCGCCAGCACUUGAGCCUGUCCCCAGAGAGCCGCGGCGUGCUGCUGGAAACCCUAUACCCGGCCUCGACGUACGUGGUCUGGGUGGCGGCGCGCUCGCCGCGCGGGGAGGGCGCGCCCACCGCCCCCAUUCAAGUCAAGACCAAGGAUAUGGAGGUGGGCGCCCCGCAGGAGGUGCGGACGUGGCCCAUCAACACCACGGCGGUGCGCGUCGAGUGGAAGGCGCCGCAGGCCGCCGAGAACCUGACGCGCGGGUACCUCAUCCUGCUGCAGGCCACCACGCAACAGGAGGACGCCCCGCUCGAGGUGGAGGUGGGGGCGGCCAUGACGCAGGCCGAGGCCGGGUACCUGCAGCCCGAGACGGAGUACUCGGUGCGCGUGGCGGCGCUCGUCCGAGAUUCGCGCGGCGUGCUGAGCGCUCCGGACACGGUGCGCACCCGCGGCGGCGUGCCGUUGCGCGGUCACCUGCACACGCGCUGGCUCUCGCGCACCGCGCCGGCCCCCGCACCGGGCACGCAGCCGCCGGCCCUGUCCGCCGUGGCGCCGCCCCUCGAGGUCACGUGGCUCAUGCCGCCGCACUCGCCCGGCCCCGUCAUCGGGUACCGCCUCACUUACGGGCCCGUCGGCGAGCCACCGAGACAGCUGCUCAAGAACGCGCAGGACCAGCGGGCCAUCCUGGACGACCUGGAGCGUGGCGUCCAGUACGAGCUCAAGCUUGCCGCGCGAACGCAGGUAGGCUGGGGCCAAGACGCGCGGGUCGUUCUGUGGACGGCCGAGGGGGCUCCGACGGGCCCUCCAGUCAACGUGACGGUGUGGUGGCAGGCCGCCGGCGUCCUGGCCGUGGCCUGGGCGCCUCCCGAGCGGCCACAGCGCGGCGGAAACGUGACUGCCUACACGGCCACCCUCACCAAGGCUGGCGGUGACGCAGGCGGAGGCAACGCUCCCGUCAUCGCGACCAGGAACACCUCGUCGACGCACGCGAAAGCCGUGUUCCCCGGAUUAGAGGAUGGCCUCGACGUUGACGUGCAGGUCUGGGCGCACACUGCCAAAGGCGCUGGACCACCCUCGGCGAAGGUAACCGUGCGAGUGUCCACGGGGGCGGUGCGGGCUCCACUCAAGGUGGGCACCGCGGCCACGUCUCAGCACAGCGCCGAGGUGUGGUGGGAGCCCCUGCCGGUCAGGGGCAAGGUCCUCGGCUACCAGGUGCUGUACACGACCACGCCCGUCGAGGACCUGGACGAGUGGCAGGUCCUCUCGGUUGGCCUCACCGAGUCCGUGGAGCUGCAGGGCCUCGAGAGACACGCUGACUAUGCAGUCGCGGUGGCCGCGCGCACCCGGGAUGGCCUGGGCUAUCUAUCCCCCACGCUCACCGUGAGAGUCCGUCCCACCGAGGUGCCCGUCGACCUGAGGGCCACCGACGUGUCGACUCACGGCCUCACCCUGACCUGGUCGCCAGCCAUUCACAUCAACCCGCUGUACUACAGGCUGUCAUGGGACGCGGUGAAGCUGUUCGUGGACGCGCAGGGCAUCACGCAGACGCAGGUGAUGCAGCGGCGGGACCAGCAGCUGGACCACGACUCGCGCGUGCACCAGCUGACGCAGCUGCAGCCCUUCACCACGUACCGCGUCAACCUAACGGCAGUGCCGGCCGACAAGUCCUACCGCCCACCCGCAACCGUCACGGUCACCACGCAGAUGGCCGCCCCGCAGCCCAUGGUGCAGCCUGCCCUCUACGGCGUCGUCUUCGGCAAGGAGAUACAGGUUAUCCUGCCACAAGCCAGCGAGCAGUUCGGCCCCAUCUCCCACUACUACCUGGUCGUGGUCCCCGAGCCGCCAGACGUCCUCCCGUCGUAUCUGCCGCCCAUCCCGGACACGCUGCUCACGGACAAGCUCGAGCGCGCCUCGCAGGAGGAGGACAGGUGGUCUCUGGACCCGGGGGCGCAGCUCACGCUGCGGCCGUACAUCGCGGCGCGCUUCCCGCAGCGCAACAUCCCCUACACGUUCCACCUGGGCAACAACGAGACCUUCGACGGCUUCCGCAACAAGCCGCUGAUCCACGCGGCUCGCUACCGCAUCUUCAUCAGGGCCGUCGUGGACACCCCGCAGAAACAUCUGUACACCUCGUCGCCUUACUCGGAGCCGCUGUCCUUGUCCAUGCGCGCCGUCCCGCCCGGGGCCGCGCCGCGGCGCCCCGACCCCAGCGUGCCGGUGGAGCGGCAGGGCGGCGUGGCGGUGCGCGGCGGCGCGCGCGCGCGCAUGGGCCCGCCGGGGCUGCUGUGGCUGGUGGGGCCGCUGGGCGCCGCGCUGCUGCUAUGCGCGCUCCUCGUCGCCCUGUUCAUGCUGCGGCGCCGGCGGCGGCCGUCCAAGGCGCCCGGCGGCCCGGACUGCCCCGCCACCCGGCCGCUCAUCCAGAGCAGCGACUGCCUGCAGCAGGGCCAGACCGACAAGCAGGCCGCGUGCGACCCCGUGCGCGUGCGCAGGCAGACGUGCCAGACGGCCGCCAUGCUGGCGCACCCGCCCGUGCUCGUCAUCAACCUGGCCGAGCACGUGCACUCGCUGCGGGAGGGCGGCGGCACCCGCUUCGCGCAGGAGUACGAGAGCAUCGAGCCGGGGCAGACGUUCACGUGGGACUACUCCUCGCUCGAGGUGAACCGCGGCAAGAACCGGUACGCCAACGUGGUGGCGUACGACCACAGCCGGGUGGUGCUGCAGACGCUGCCGGACGUGCCCGGCUCCGACUACAUCAACGCCAACUACUGCGACGGCUACCGGCGGCGCGACGCCUACAUCGCCACGCAGGGCCCCAUGGCCAACACGUUCGGCGACUUCUGGCGCAUGGUGUGGGAGACGGGCGCCUCGGCCAUCGCCAUGGUGACGCGGCUCGAGGAGCGCACCCGGGUCAAGUGCCACCAGUAUUGGCCCGAGCGCGGCACGGAGCAGUACGGGCCGUGCACCGUCACGGCCCUGCACACCCAGGAGCUGGCCCACUACGUCAUGAGAACCUUCUCCCUCAAGCAGGACGGUGGUCCGGCCCGGGAGGUGCGCCAGCUGCAGUUCACGUCGUGGCCGGACCACGGCGUGCCCUCGCACCCCGCGCCCUUCCUGCUGUACCUGCGGCGGCUGCGCGCGCUGCGGCCCAUGGGGCCGCUCGUGGUGCACUGCAGCGCGGGCGUGGGCCGCACCGGCUGCCUCGUCGUGCUCGACGCCAUGCUCGAGCGCCUGCAGCACGAGAACACCGUGGACGUUUACGGCCACGUCACGUGUCUGCGCGCGCAGCGGAACUACAUGGUGCAGACGGAGGAGCAAUACAUGUUCAUCCACGACGCUCUGCUAGAAGCAGUGCUUUGUGGCCAGUCUGAGGUGUCCGCCAGGGCGCUGCAGAGCACGAUCCUUGCCCUGGAGUCACCGGUCGAGGACGGCUCCGGGCUCGUGGGCAUGGACCUGGAAUUCAAGCGACUCAACGCCAUGCAAAUGCCCGACGUCAGCUUCUCGGCGGCCUCGAUGGAGGCGAACCGGAGCAAGAACCGGCUGGCGCACGCGGUGCCGUACGACCACUCGCGAGUCAUCCUGAGCGGGGUGGGGAGCGAGCCCGGCGCCGACUACAUCAACGCCUCCUUCCUGGACGGCUACCGCGGGCGGCACGCGUACAUCGCGACGCAGGGCCCGCUGGCGCACACCGUGGCGCACUUCUGGAGGAUGCUGUGGCAGCACAACUGCGCCAUCAUCGUGAUGCUCACAAAGCUCAAGGAGCAGGGGCAGGACAAGUGCGCGCAGUACUGGCCAGCGGAGCGCGCCCUGCGCUACGGCGCGGUGCUGGUCGAGCCCCUCGCCGAGUACAACCUGCCCUCCUACACGCUGCGAGAGUUCAAAGUCAGUGACGACGCCGAGUCCAGGACCAUCCGCCAGUUCCAGCUGAGCGACUGGCCGGGGGAUGCCCUCAUAGACUUCAUCGGCCAAGUGCACAAGACCAAGGAGCAGUUUGGCCACGACGGCCCUAUCGCCGUGCACUGCAGCGGUGGCGUGGGGCGCACCGGUGUCUUCAUCGCGCUAGCCGUCCUGCUAGAGCGGAUGCAGUGGGAGGGCGUGGUCGACGUCCUCGGGACAGUGCGCCUGCUGCGCUCACAGCGGCCCGCCAUGGUUAGCACGCUGGAGCAGUAUCGUCUGCUGUACCGGUCUUCCCUGCAGUACUUGAGCUCGUUCGAUCAUUACGCGGCAUAGUGAGAUUUCUAAUUUGUGAUUUUUAGCGAUACUAUUUGUUUUCCCGCAUGCCUCCUUUUUGAGGGUUGUGGGAGAGGAUGGUGGCGGUCUUUCCCAUGAACAUGAAGCCAUCGAGCGACGGCCGAGCAAAUCGACAGCCUGUUGAUAUGUUUCAUGUUACUAGGGUUGCUAUACAAUCAAGUUUUUGAGACUCGUCUGUUUUCAUGUUCUGUAAGAUUUUGAACUGACUGCCCUCUGUCAAUAUGGUAAAAUGACUUUUGUGAUGUUGAUGUAGGUUGUGAAGGACUGACAGUUAAAAGGCUCGGACUUACCUCUGUCCAUACCUUGUGGGGAAUGGGCUACCCCGCUUAGUCUGCUUUUGACCCUGCCUCUGUGAAAAUUCUGGCAGACCUAACCAAAAUGAAUACACAUAUCAUAGUUAUAAGAGCCCUGUCAAUUGAACAUGCAUUCCAUUACCUUCGGCGCCUAGUUAUUUCCAGUUCACAUUGAACUGGCUGCCUCGACUUCUGUGAAGUCUGUUGCCUACUAUAAUUUAUUUGCGGAUUACAUUUAAGAGUAAUUCAUUCAUCUUUCAACUAUAAGCUUCCUUUUAUGAGCUGCUACUGUGAUCAAGUAAACUACCCUUUGACCGAGUUUUUUAAAUGAAAAAAGAUGAUAGGCAAUUGUUCGAGGAUGGUUCAUUUAUAACCUAAAACACUCAUAGAUACUGUUGUAAAAUAUCCCGAGAAAUGUUGAACAGCAUCAACUUUAUGUGUUUGUUACAAGUUGUGCCUAUUUUUGUAAGCCACUAGGCAUACAAUUGUUUGUAAAUAGACUGUUUAAAUGACUGAAUAAAUUGAAUGUAUGUUUUACUAGUUA